GAAGGGGGUGAGUUCGAAGCAUCUUACAGUUACUCAACUUCAUUCCUUCUUUUGCUCAGAUCAAAGAAAGUCUAUCUCCUUCUUUCCAUAAGCCACACUCUCUGUAUCUCUCCUCUGCCCUUUUCUUCAUAUGCUCUGUUUCUUGAACACACAGAAAGAAAGACAGAGAGAGAGAGAGAGUUCUUUAAAAAAUAGAAAAAGAAGAACAAGUGAGAACUAAAGGACCUAAUCAGUCUUAGUCUUUGUUUGCUUCUGAUUCGUUCUCACCUUCUUCUCUUCUCUAAAAGAGAAAACUGUUUGGUGACCUGAAACCGUGUCAUAUAUAUCCUCAGAUCUAUAGGCAAAAAUGUCGGAGGGAGUGAGGCACGGAGAAGAGGCGAUAGUGCCAAGCGGAAAUGACAACCAAGGAGUUCAGAUAAACGGAAACAACACCGGAAAAAUCGAUGAGCACGACGGCUCCGGUGGUUCUAAACUAAGUAGUUUCCUCUGGCACGGUGGUUCCGUCUGGGACGCUUGGUUCAGCUGCGCAUCUAACCAGGUGGCGCAAGUGCUUUUGACGCUGCCGUACUCGUUCAGUCAGCUAGGAAUGUUAUCAGGAAUAGUACUUCAGAUCUUCUAUGGUUUACUCGGAAGCUGGACUGCUUACCUCAUCAGUGUUCUCUACGUUGAGUAUCGAGCUCGUAAAGAGAAAGAAGGCAAAAACUUCAAGAGCCAUGUUAUUCAGUGGUUCGAAGUGCUUGAUGGAUUACUCGGGACAUACUGGAAAGCACUAGGUCUCGCAUUUAACUGCACUUUCCUCUUGUUCGGAUCUGUAAUCCAACUCAUUGCUUGUGCCAGUAACAUUUAUUACAUAAACGAUCACUUGGACAAGAGAACAUGGACAUACAUAUUCGGUGCAUGUUGUGCAACUACUGUUUUUAUACCGUCAUUCCAUAAUUACCGGAUUUGGUCAUUCCUCGGCUUGGGUAUGACCACUUACACCGCCUGGUACUUGGCCAUCGCCUCCAUUAUCCACGGCCAGACGGAAGGUGUGAAACACUCAGGUCCAACGAAGCUAGUGCUUUAUUUCACCGGAGCUACCAAUAUACUGUAUACCUUUGGUGGUCACGCGGUUACUGUUGAGAUAAUGCAUGCAAUGUGGAAGCCACAGAAGUUUAAGUACAUUUACUUAAUGGCGACGUUAUACGUUUUCACACUAACGAUUCCAUCAGCUUCCGCCGUUUAUUGGGCCUUCGGAGACGAACUUCUUGACCACUCCAACGCAUUCUCUCUUCUCCCCAAGAACGGGUGGCGUGAUGCCGCCGUUAUCCUCAUGCUCAUCCACCAGUUUAUAACGUUCGGAUUUGCGUGUACCCCGCUUUACUUUGUUUGGGAGAAAGUGAUAGGGAUGCAUGACACAAAGAGCAUUUGCUUGAGGGCUUUAGCUCGUUUGCCUGUGGUUAUACCUAUAUGGUUCUUAGCUAUUAUUUUUCCAUUUUUCGGUCCGAUCAAUUCCGCGGUUGGUGCUCUUCUGGUUAGCUUUACCGUCUAUAUCAUCCCGUCCCUUGCUCACAUGCUCACUUACCGAUCUGCCUCCGCUCGUCAGAAUGCGGCGGAGAAGCCGCCGUUCUUCCUGCCGAGCUGGACUGCGAUGUACGUGUUGAAUGCUUUCGUGGUUAUUUGGGUUCUAAUAGUUGGAUUCGGGUUCGGUGGAUGGGCAAGUGUUACCAACUUUGUUCGUCAAGUCGACACUUUUGGUCUCUUUGCUAAAUGUUACCAAUGUAAACCGCCGGUUCCAGCUGCAGCCGCCGCGCACGCUCCUGUUUCCGCUUUACACCACCACCUUUGAGAGAUCUAGCCUGCAUGGUCUAGCUAGUGCUUUCGUGGAGAUUAUUUGUUCUUCUUUUGCGUUUUGUGUUCUAUACGUGAGGGAGUAGAAGUCACAAAAUAGUGUACCUUUUUUACACCUCCCCUUUGAAUGCGUGUUAAGCUCUUGAUGUUUUUUGGGGGUUUUGUAAUUUUGUUCCUCCUUAGGUCGAUAAUAUGAUAGCGUGUUAUUUCUUAAUUUGGUAUUACUAAGACAAUCGGUGAAAACAAAAGUGUUAUUUCUUAAUUUGGUAUUACUAAAACAAUCGGUGAAAAAGUGUAUGUGUUCUGUUC
This is a messenger RNA of Raphanus sativus (radish), 2139 nucleotides long. Its product is annotated as auxin transporter protein 1. The record is from RefSeq and is a predicted model, not a curated record. Gene Ontology annotation, cellular component: plasma membrane. The transcript is spliced from 9 exons. Bases 347 to 1828 code for a protein of 493 amino acids. Lineage: Eukaryota; Viridiplantae; Streptophyta; Magnoliopsida; Brassicales; Brassicaceae.